AUGAUACGUGGUUACCUUCUAUUAUUAUCUUUUUUACUAUCCUUUGUGUGGUCACUACCGUUAAUUAAAGUCAAUGAACAGGAGACGUUUAAACCAACAACACCCAUAUUUUGUUCUAAAAAUUUAAAUUGCCCCGAAGAAUGGCCUUGUUGUUCACCAUAUGGAGAGUGUGGUUCUGGCCCUACUUGUGUUGGCGGUUGUGAUCCACGUUAUUCAUAUGAGGAUGAUAGUUGUAUCCCUUUACCGGUAUUAAUGUAUCCUUUCAAUGUUGUGUUUCAUCAUGAUUUUGUAUCUAAUAAAUUUAAAUUUGGAUCUCAAAAUAAUGCUAGAUAUCCAACAGAAAAUGAAAAUGUUAAUCAAAUGACACCAAACGAUAAUUCUUUAAAAAAUACACCUUUAGAGGCAGCGAUGCAUCAAAAGAGAUUUAUUCAUCAUUCAAAAUUUUUAAUUACAAAGAGUGAUCGAAAAGCUGAAGAAAUGUUAUAUAAUUAUAAUUUUGUCUAUAGUGGUAACACUAAUAUUGAUGAUGAUACUGGUGAGAUUCUGUUAACUAUGCCAAAACAUAGCACAGGUUCAUUAAUUGCAUCAACUCAAGAAUUCUUAUAUGGUAAAGCAACAGUUUCAUUAAAGACUGCUAGAUCACAAGGUGUCGUGACUGCAAUUGUUUUAAUGUCUCAAGUUGGUGAUGAAAUUGAUUUUGAAUUCUUAGGUAGUCAAAGGUUUGAUGCUCAAACAAAUUGGUAUUAUCAAACUGAAUUAGAUUAUACUAGAAUGCAAAAACAACCAAUAUAUACUGAUUCAUAUGAAAAUUAUCAUACUUAUGGAUUUGAUUGGAAUGAAGAAAGAAUCAUUUGGUUAAUCGACGGUAGACCUGUUAGAACUUUAUUCAAGAGAGACACAUGGGAUCCUGUUACUCAUAAUUAUAAAUAUCCACAAACACCUGCUAGAUUAGAGAUUGCAAUUUGGCCAGGUGGAGAUGCAGAUAAUCAUCCCGGUACAAUAGAAUGGGCAGGUGGACCUAUUGAUUGGGAAAAUUCUCCUGAUAUUCUACAAUAUGGUCAAUUUUAUGCUAGAGUGAAAGAAAUACAUAUUGAACCUAAACAAAAUGAACAUUUUAAUGAAAUUUAUAAAUGUAUUACAAGGAAGUCAUAUCAACGUAAUUUUGAUAUUACUGAACUAUUGAGAACAACUUGUAGUUAUGAUCAUUAUGUGGAACCAAAAUUUAGUGAAAGAUCAUUACAAUGGCAUUGUGACUAUACUCCAAGAGUUAAAUCAUUAAGGGAUUCGGGCUCUACAACACAGAGUAGAAGAUCAAGAUUUUUCAAGAAAAGGUAUCCUUCAUCUCUUCCUCUGAAGAAAUCACAAAUACAAGCUUUUACUAAUGAUUCAGAAACUGGAAACAGUAACAAAAACAUUACUAGAUUAGAGGCAAUACUUUAUGAUAGGAAAAGAUUACUAGAUUUUUCAAAGAUUGGAUUAGUAAAUGACAAGAAUAACAGUAACGAUAAACUAAACUUCACAAAAUCACAAAUUCUUCAAAAGAUAUUACAGAAACGUGAUGGAACAGAUAUAACAAAUAGUGCAAGUCAAUUGUAA
Molecule: messenger RNA, 1596 nt
Organism: Maudiozyma saulgeensis
Lineage: Eukaryota; Fungi; Ascomycota; Saccharomycetes; Saccharomycetales; Saccharomycetaceae
Source: the annotation of a GenBank genome assembly